CGAUGCAGUUCGAGUUCUUAAUGAUAUUAUCAUGAGCGAGGAGAUUGAUAAAGAGAUUGGCCUUGACGAAGAAGUCGUGGAGUCUGCAUCGCUGAAAGCACGACCGGAAGACAAGCGCAGAUUAUCUUGGUACUACGCUCCGUCCUUUCUGCUCCUCUGGUUGGCUCUUUUCUUUGCCAUCGUGAUUCCGCUCUUCAACAGACUUCCAGAUAGGAUUACCAUCGCAGAGGAGCCAGCGAGGUUAGGAGAAUUCGUGGCGGAGCGGGCAGAAAGACUGCUGUAUGAAUUUGAACGGAUUGGGCCCAAAGUUGUGGGCAGCCAAGCGAAUGAGGUGGAAACGGUUGCGUUUCUUUUAAAUGAAGUGGAAAAGAUUAGAAAGGAAUUGCGCAACGAACUUUAUGAGCUCGAUAUUGACGUCCAGUUAUCCACUGGUGGAUUUUUGCUUAGCAGUAUGCUAAACAUGUACCAAGGUGUCCAAAAUGUAAUCGUUAAACUAAGUGCUAAGAAUUCCCAAAGAGAGUCUUACCUCCUGAUCAACAGUCAUUUCGACUCCAAGCCAGGCAGUCCAGGAUCUGGAGAUGAUGGCACCAUGGUUGUGGUAAUGUUGGAGGUCUUACGUCAGAUGGCGACAUCUGAUACGCCAUUUGAGAAUGGAGUAAUCUUUCUCUUUAAUGGAGCCGAAGAAAACGCCCUUCAGGGUGCCCAUGGCUUUAUUACGCAACACAAAUGGGCAGCGAAUUGCAAAGCCCUUAUAAACCUUGAGGUGGGUGGCAGCGGAGGACGCGAUCUCUUGUUUCAGAGUGGUCCCAAUAAUCCUUGGCUGAUGAAGUAUUAUAGGCAAUAUGCCAAACACCCCUUUGCAACGACACUAGCCGAGGAAACCUGGCAGGCUGGCAUUAUCCCCUCUGAUACGGACUUCCGAAUUUUUCGCGAUUAUGGGAAUGUUCCUGGAUUGGACAUUGCCCAGGCUUAUAAUGGAUAUGUAUACCACACGGCCUUUGACACUUUAAAGGUGAUUCCUGGACGAUCCAUACAGAAUACUGGUAACAAUAUUCUUGCCCUUGCGAGGGCCUAUGCGAAUGCCAGUGAAUUUUAUGAGACAGAGGAAUCUGAUGACAGCCAUGCUGUAUUUUUUGACUUCCUCGGUCUUUUCUUUGUGUACUAUACGGAAAACACUGGUAUUAUUCUGAACUGCUGUAUUGGAGUGAUCAGUCUGGUUUUGGUCGGUUGUUCCCUGUGGAGAAUGUCCCGUCAGUCGGAGGUGUCCGUGGGACAGAUUUCGCUAUGGUUCCUGAUUGUCUUGGGAUUGCACGUGGUAGGAGCCUUACUGUGCUUUUGCCUGCCAUUAUUAAUGGCUGUUCUUUUCGAUGCUGGAGAUCGAUCGCUGACUUAUUUUACCAGCAAUUGGCUGGUUUUUGGCCUCUACGUAUUUCCCGCUAUUAUCGGACUAGUACUUCCAUUGACCCUGUACUAUACCCUAAGGCCCAAUGAUAAACUGGGCCAUGCUUACCUUAUCCAGAUGAGCUUGCACGCCCACUUCGUAGUUUUGGCCGGGCUUAUUCUCAUUUUAACCGUUGUUGGUAUCAGAUCUCAAUACCUGUGCCUCAUAUCAUUGAUCUUCUACGGAGGUGCUCUCCUGUUAAAUCUGCUAAGCACAUUGCAUGAUCGCGGCUACUAUUGGUCCGUAAUUGUGAUACUUCUUCAGGUGUUUCCAUUCUGUUACUUUUGCUAUCUGUUUUAUAUGGUGCUCGUAGUAUUCUUUCCGAUCACAGGAAGAAACGGAAUUGGUUCGAAUCCGGAUCUAAUAAUAGCGCUCUUGUGUGCUUUUUGUACAUACUUUGCUUUGGGAUAUGUUGCUCAAUUUAUAAACGUCUUCCGGUGGCCAAAGCUCAUUCUUCUUGGACUCGGAAUGGUAACGUUUAUUUUUUGCAUGAUCGCUGUUUCAGAGGUUGGCUUUCCUUAUCGUGCCGAAACAAAUGUGAUGCGAGUCACAUUUAUGCAAACUAAUCGCAUCUUCUACGACUACGAUGGCACGGUGAGUCACAGUGAUUCUGGAUACUAUUUCGUAUAUCAGGAUAGACGCGGCUUAAAUCCGCUGGAGGACUCCGGUGUCAACCUGACUGGAUUGGUCUCCAUGGAGCCUGACUGUGAUAAAUAUGUGAUGUGCGGGGCACCCUGCUUCUACUUUUGUGGCGGGGUUAGAAACGCUGGUUGGCUGCCUCGCAAAGUUGUUAGUCCCGGGGAAAUAAACUUGGAACUACUGGAAAAGACAAUCCUGGUCACAGACAAUAAAGUUCGAUUUGAGUUUGAACUCACUGGACCGCCCCAUAUGAACAUUUUCAUCCAGCCAGUGGGUUAUGCUAAUGUUACGAAUUGGUCAUUUGAGCGAAAAUUAUUGGAUGACCAGGAUACAUUCAAGCCACCUUAUUUUAUAUUUUUCUCAUAUGGAAAAGACGACAGUCCCUUGAAGUUUUAUAUUGAACUAGCGAAGUCCGACGGGGACUUCAGUAUUCCUAUCUUGGAACUCGGAGUUGUGGGACAUUUUGUCAGCUACGAUUUCAAAAGAGAUGCAGAGGCUGAGCAAUUUUUGGAGAACCUACCUAACUAUGUUCAUGCUAUGGAAUGGCCAUCCAUAUUUAAGGGAUACAUAUUUUAAAAAUUUUUUUCAAAUACAAAAAAAUUCAAUAUUUAAGCAGACAGUUAUGUUUCUGAA
This is a messenger RNA of Drosophila subpulchrella, 2713 nucleotides long. RefSeq names its product endoplasmic reticulum metallopeptidase 1-like. Gene Ontology annotation, molecular function: metalloexopeptidase activity. The record is from RefSeq and is a predicted model, not a curated record. Lineage: Eukaryota; Metazoa; Arthropoda; Insecta; Diptera; Drosophilidae. The coding region runs from base 32 to 2656 and encodes 874 amino acids. The transcript is spliced from 11 exons. Gene Ontology annotation, biological process: proteolysis.